AUGCUGGAGAUCAAGCUUACAGACGAGGAGAAUGAGUUGUGCACGCUUCUUGACCAAUGCACGCGUCAUAUGAAGGAGACCGAGGGUAUAGAGACCUCAUGCAGGAUCGCUGGAGGAUGGGUUCGGGACAAGCUGGUUGGAUCACAAUGUAAUGAUAUCGAUAUCGCGCUCGAGAACAUGAUGGGUGUCCCGUUCGCCGAACGCUUCGUGGAAUAUUGUCGUACGGUGAAGGAUCUGGCAGUAAAGAGUGUCGCGAAGAUAGAGAGUAAUCCCGACCAAUCCAAACAUCUAGAGACCGCGCGUACGACAAUCAUGGGCAUCGAGCUCGACUUCGUCAACUUGCGAAGCGAAGAGUAUGCGGAGAACAGCCGCAUUCCCACUCAAGUGACUUUUGGCACACCUCUCCAAGACGCUAUCAGACGCGACAUUACGAUCAAUUCGUUGUUCUAUAAUGUUCAUUCAAGAGAGGUCGAAGACCACACCGGCAAGGGCCUCGACGAUCUCCGCAAUGGCAUCGUCCGGACACCGCUUCCACCACGAGAAACGUUCGCCGACGACCCCUUGCGUGUCCUGCGAUGCAUCCGGUUCGCUAGUCGUUUCGGCUUUACCAUGGUGCCGGAACUGCAAGAAGCAGCAAAGGAUCCUACGAUCCAAGAAGCUCUCAGGAUGAAAAUCAGCCGGGAACGCGUUGGUGAAGAGCUCGACAAAAUGAUGGGAGGACGCAACCCCUUACUGGCGAUCGACCUCAUCAACCACCUUUCCCUCUACUCCUCUGUGUUCAGCGUACCCGAAGCCACAGGCAUAAACCUCUCGGAAUCUUCCUUGCUCCCCUCUGAUGCGCUGAAUGCAGCAGCCCUCAUGCAUGCGCUGUCCGAUCCUGGGAAGAGCGAUGAUACCCUGUCCGGCGUACCCGUCCCUCCUCUGCCUGCUGUGCACCCCCUCCUCUUGUCAGAACUGUCAACGAAGAAUAACCCCUCCCGUCGCCUGUACCUCGCGGCCGCGCUCACGCCGUAUCGCGACCUCACCUACACCCAGAAGAACAAGACGCACCCCGCUACCGAAGCCGUACUCCGCGAGGGUCUGAAGCUCGGCGUACAGUACAACUACUCUAACGGCAUCCCUGCUCUGUUUGCGGCUGCAGAUGUUCUGCAGAAAGGCGUCGCCGAGUUCGAGGCCGGCAACAUGGACAAACCCGAGCGGGUAUGGAUAGGGUUGCUGCUGCGGGAGAGAAACGUCCACAAUCCAAUAUCGGGCUCGUUCUGGGCAACAUCCCUCCUGUUUUCUUUGGUCCAGGAAUUGACUGCUCUGUGGGCAGAGGGGAUCGAUCCGCUUGACGAAGUUGCACCUGCACGCAUAGCAGCAUACAACAAGUUUACUGCGCGGAUCGAAGAGCUCGACUUGCCUCCAGCUGUUGACGCUAAAUCGAUCCUUAACGGUCGGGAAGCCGUGGAUGUCCUGGGAGCAGCCAGCCCAGGGCCAUGGACGGGUGAGGUCCUCGCCCGCAUCAUCGAAUGGCAGCUCGAGCACCCACACGGCACGAAGGGCGAGUGCGAGACGUGGCUCCGUGCCGAACAGGCCGCGGGUCAUAUCAACAUAGUGGUUGGCAAGCGCGUCAUGGACGGCGCGGUGGAUGCUAAGGCGAAGAAGGCUAAGCGGUAG
Molecule: messenger RNA, 1659 nt
Organism: Trametes versicolor FP-101664 SS1
Lineage: Eukaryota; Fungi; Basidiomycota; Agaricomycetes; Polyporales; Polyporaceae
Product: tRNA adenylyltransferase
Exons: 9
Coding region: 1-1659 (552 amino acids)
Biological process (GO): tRNA 3'-terminal CCA addition
Molecular function (GO): ATP:3'-cytidine-cytidine-tRNA adenylyltransferase activity; RNA binding
Source: RefSeq, a predicted model, not a curated record